Molecule: messenger RNA, 2097 nt
Organism: Corythoichthys intestinalis (scribbled pipefish)
Lineage: Eukaryota; Metazoa; Chordata; Actinopteri; Syngnathiformes; Syngnathidae
Product: homeobox protein vent1-like
Exons: 3
Coding region: 539-1249 (236 amino acids)
Biological process (GO): regulation of transcription by RNA polymerase II
Cellular component (GO): nucleus
Molecular function (GO): RNA polymerase II cis-regulatory region sequence-specific DNA binding; DNA-binding transcription factor activity, RNA polymerase II-specific
Source: RefSeq, a predicted model, not a curated record
AUGUAAGUGCAAUUCUGCAUAGAUUGAAGAAACAUUUUAUAUGUCUUAAAAUAUAUUCUGAAAACAUGAAAUGUUCUUCAUCCAAUUUCUUGAUUAUUCGAACUAACUAGUUGAGAUUAAUCAACUACUAAAAUAAUCAAUAGCUGCAGCCCUAGUAUGCAUGUGCUUUUGUAUUGACAUCAAGUAACCAUAAUAUUUCAAAUAUUACUUUGUUAAUUUCUCGCCAGGUUAAUACUGUAUACAGCUGUGAGUGGAUUUUACAGCUGUUUCUAUACAGGAACCCACAGUUUCAGUCCAGCCCUGACAAAUGUAUCAUCCGGGUGGGGUAGGGGACUUUUAACAGACUCCGUGGCGCCAGGUCUUCACACACUCACAGGAUAUGUAAAGACUUCAAUAACGAGCCAUUAACCUCCAAUCAUGUGGAUCGAUCGGGCGUUAACAAGCCUCUCUACAUAUGCAAAUGAUGAUGUUGACCCCCUUGUUAUAAAGCCCGCUCCCCGCCCGAUUUACCAUAUGCUUCGGCUGUCACUCACUGGGAAUGACAAGCCACUGCAAGCCAGGACCUGAGAACAUGGUGAAGUACUUUUCUGUGGACUGGCUGGCUCGGAGCCACCAUGACAACCCGUUGGAGGACAAAGAGAGUGUACCCGCUUGCAGGCCGCACAUCCCGUGCAUGGUGCAGCCCAGCCCGCCUGCGUACGGCAAGACUUGCGUGCAGCCCAAACCAAAAUCAUUUAAACCUACGGAGACCUCACCUUCGCUUUCAACAGGCAGCGCAUCACCAAUUUCAGAAACAUGCGGCUACUCCUCUGGCUACGAUAGUGAAGCGGCUUCCUCGGAGUGUCUUUCCGUGGAUGAGACCAGUGAAGCGGAGAAAGAGUGCUCCCAGUUGCGAAGGGUGCGCACUAAAUUCACCCCCGAGCAGAUCAGCAGACUGGUGAAGAUAUUCGACAAGCACAAGUACUUGGAUGCUGGCGAGAGGGUGAAGACUGCACGCAAAUUGGGCCUCACUGAAACUCAGGUGAGGACAUGGUUCCAGAACCGGAGAAUGAAGCUCAAAAGGGAAGUGCAGGACCUCGCUCCCCAAGUGCAACCAGUCAUGUUCCAACAUCUCCACCCUAUUCAAUACCAAGCCAUGGGUGGACCGCAAACUCACAACCCCCCAGCCCCCGGCGCAGGCUUUUACCCGGUUCCUAUGCCGCAGAUGCACCCUCACCAUGUUUUGAUCCACAACCCGCAUUUCUACUGAGAGACGUUUUUGAAAGCGACUUCUCACUCAAACACUUAAUAACAAGUGCAAUUUCGAGCCACUUUUAAGUCUUUCUUUGGUUUGUGUUCUUUGAUGCAAGAAAUGUAUAUAAAGCAGAAAGCAAAAGUUUAUUUAUCAUUCAAAUAAAGUUUAUCUUUGUAAUGCAAUUGCUGACUUGCUCACUGUGUGUAAAGUACAAAGAAUUGGUGUGCGUGCUCAUUCUGAUAUUCUUAACAAAUAUAUCCUACUUCACUUAAAUUCCACCAAUAAGCAUAUUACAGUUAACAGAAUGUUUUAGGAAUGCAUACGUUCAUGCAUGCCCGCCGAAAAGGAACAACAUUAUGACAUUUCCGCGUCCAGGACGCUUUUUUCUUUUUCCAGGCACACAAAUGCCAAAUGCAGCCCUCUUGUUUGCAUUUCAAACGCCACCUAACGGGGCAGAUCAUGGUCAACAAAUAGUUUUAAUUAAGGAGCGCAUUGAUGAGUUUACACGUACCACAGGGGCCCUCCGGCAUGGCUCCUGAGAGUCUGCGCUUUUGUAUGAUAAGAAUUUUAAUCUCUGGUUUGAAGUCUCGAGGUCAGACUUUGAUUGUGUGUUGUGAUUUGUAAAGACUGAGCCCAACGUCGUCUAUGAAAAAAUAAUAAAGAAUGAGUAAAUGUUUAAAGUCUCUUAACAGCAAAUGAAAUUAAGAAGACUGAUAUGACGAUAUAACUGCAUGUACACUUUUUGCUGGGGCCAAGAGAUAAAACCAAACAGAACGGGGGUCACAGCCACAUUUCUUAUGAAUAUGAGCCUAAUUAAUUGGUAGGCUAAAUGAUUAAUGCAAAAUAAAUCUGUAAAUCUUAGA